CACACAGAGUGCGCGAUGGAGUUUGACCUAAUAAGUACAGUUCGUAGUCUUGGUGUUAACCUACUACCACGGUAGACAGGUCAGCUAUAAUCAUAGUUAAUGAAUAGUUAGCUUACUAAAACCGUCAAAAUACUUGUAUGUUCCUAUGGGCUAUGUCAUAUCUGUAAGAAUACUAGCCUACCAGAACAGUCGAUCUCCAGCCAUGUUAUAUCGUGAAGCUAGCGAAAACUUCAUAAAACUAGUGUUUUAAAUGAAAGUAAAGUACAAUAUUGAUAUUUUCUCCGCUUCGCGGCUGAUGGUGAAUAAGCGGCGAGUUCCAAUAGCCAUGGCUGACUCCGCAACGAUGAAGAGACCCGAUGUUAAAUUAGUUCUCCUCGGGGACAUGAACGUAGGAAAAACCUCUUUGCUCCAUCGCUACAUGGCAAGAAAGUUUACAGAGACGGUCAGCACCGUCGGAGGGGCGUUCUUCUUGAAACAGUGGGGACCCUACAACAUUUCCAUUUGGGACACCGCAGGUCGGGAGCAGUUCCACGGGCUUGGCUCCAUGUACUGUCGCGGCGCGGCGGCCAUCAUCCUGACAUACGAUGUCACCAGCUGGCAGAGCCUGGUGGAGCUGGAGGAGCGCUUCCUGUCCCUGACGGACACCGCCAACGAGGACUGCAUCUACGCCAUCGUGGGGAACAAGGCCGACCUCACCGACCCCAAGGCCCUGGAGGCGGGGUCUGAGGAGGGGGCGGAGCCCUCGGAGCGCCGGCCCAGCGUUCGCAAGCAGGUGCAGCGCGAGGACGCCGCGGCGCUGUACGGGCGCGUGCUCAAGUACAAGCUGCAGGACGAGAAGAGCAGCCAGCCCGCCGAGAGCAUGUGCUUCGAGACCAGCGCCAAGACCGGCUACAACGUUGACCUGCUGUUCGAGACGCUCUUCGACAUGGUCCUGCCCUCCAUCCUGAAGAAACGGGCGGAAAACAACUCCCACACCGUGGACCUGGAGGACCGCAGGGACGCAAAGCGGACCAGGUCGGGGUGCUGCUCUUAAGCCGCACACCCAUGCCAAGUUCAGUGUGUGUGUGUGUGUGUGAGAGUGAGAGAGAGUCAGGCGGGUGUGUCUUGUGUCUUCACACGCAUUCCCAGCAAUAUGACUGCUUUAUGGAUUGUAGAAUAACACAAAUGUGCAGUAAAGUUUAUACUUUUGUAAAUGAUAAUGACCAUCUUCUGAAGAAAAAAACCAGCACUGGUGGGGAGAAGAGUUAGGCGCUCAGUGGUACAUUAAAUCUGACUGUGCUCAAUAACGCAGGUCAGAUUUGCAGUAUCGUUCAACAUUCAUGGUGGCGACUGCACAUGCUAUUUUCAUAUCGUUUCACAUUUAUUUUUGAUAAUUUUGUGGCAUUAAGCCGGUGUUAAGACAUCACUUCAGCCACUGAAUCAUUGAACCACUUGUUAAUCCCUGUCAUAGCCUGGUAGAGUACUCCAGUAGCAUCGUUUUUUUUUUUUUCAAAAUAUGAUUUUAUUAAUGAGACAAAAGCAGUAUAAUCAAACCAUUCUGUAAUCUUUGAGAGUUUGGUAAUUGUUUUGCCUUUUUUAUUGCAAUUUUACAUUUUCUAUCAAAACUUUGUAUUGUAAAAUGUGUAUUUAAGUGUAAAUUUUAUAUGGCUAUUUUCUCACUAAUUGUAAAGAAUAAAGAUUUUCAAUGUA
Molecule: messenger RNA, 1689 nt
Organism: Anguilla rostrata (American eel)
Lineage: Eukaryota; Metazoa; Chordata; Actinopteri; Anguilliformes; Anguillidae
Product: ras-related protein Rab-20-like
Exons: 2
Coding region: 251-1033 (260 amino acids)
Biological process (GO): intracellular protein transport
Cellular component (GO): endomembrane system
Molecular function (GO): GTP binding; GTPase activity
Source: RefSeq, a predicted model, not a curated record